Molecule: messenger RNA, 351 nt
Organism: Lasiodiplodia theobromae
Lineage: Eukaryota; Fungi; Ascomycota; Dothideomycetes; Botryosphaeriales; Botryosphaeriaceae
Product: Ribonucleotide-diphosphate reductase subunit alpha
Exons: 1
Coding region: 1-351 (116 amino acids)
Source: RefSeq, a predicted model, not a curated record
AUGAACAGUAGGAAGUUCUUCAAAAAGAAGACACUCUCUGAGCAGGAGCACCUCACGGACGCAUCAGCGCUGACUCCCCAAGACUUGGCAAGCAGCAAGACGAAAUUUGACACAAACACGCGCAUGGACAACUUCAAGCCAGAGCAGCGCGCACAGAACGACAACAGCGGAGGCGUAUACUGGAAGACAUACGGCUGGAGAAGCACGGACCUGGUAGCGUUCGAGGUCUUGCGGAAGGUCCAUUCCAAGAUCUUGGCAUAUGGGAGGCGGAGGACACGGUCCGUUGGAUGUCUGACCCCGUCGACAAUGUGGAGCUCCGGACUGACAGAGGGCGACAUCGUGACCAAUUAG